This is a messenger RNA of Danio rerio (zebrafish), 2681 nucleotides long. The record is from RefSeq and is a predicted model, not a curated record. NCBI's taxonomy places the organism in Eukaryota, Metazoa, Chordata, Actinopteri, Cypriniformes, Danionidae.
CAUGUUGCACGCUGAUGCGCAUGCGUGCUGCUGUGAGUGAGCGCUGUGUGGUGUGUGCAAAGGUGGGGAAGAAUCUCGAGAAAAGAGUGCGACUGAAAGACUACUUCCUGCUGCAAAAUGAUGAGCGCCUCAUGCGGACCCACGAGGCUAUGGUGGAUAUGAUCAAUGAUAGACCGGCAAAUCGCAACAUCUUAGAUGCCUUAAGUUUUGGUUAUAAAUACGUUCCAGAACUGGACCACUUUGCAGCUCAGUUUCCUGGAUAUGAAGAUUCAUCUGAUGAGGAUUAUUAUUAUUAUGAUGACGAUAAAUACAGUAGUCAUACAAAUAACAGAUACUGUGGCUUUUCACGCAACUUCCUAGACAGAGGUCUACCAAAACCAAUAACAGCUGAGGAAGCGGAAAGAAAUGCAAAAGAGCUAGUGGAUGAGGAAGAAAAAAUUAAGAAAAAAGCAGAGAAGAAAAAAAUGAAAAAAAUGAGACAAAAAGAGAGACGUCGCCUGGAAAAAUUAGAGAAAGAAAAUGCAAAUAAAGAAAAAAAUAAACCGGUACAAGUUGACCCUGGACCAGAAAAGACCAAACAUGCAGAUAAAGAUAAUGAAAAUAAAGAUAAAAAAUGUAAAAAUAAAGGUUGUUCAUCUGUGCCUCCUGACCCUCAGCCCAUUUCAGCCCCCGUGUCGAGCAGUGAUAGCAGUAGUGAUGAGGAAGACGAUAAAAAGGAAGAUUCUGCAAUAGAACCAGAGGAGCUCGACAUGAAUAGCUGCUUUGUGUCAAACGCAGCUGCUAUUGCCAAACGCAAACUGGAACAGAAACCUAAACCUGACAAGAAGCCUGCUCAAGCAAACCCAAAAAAACAACACGAAUCCCAGCAGAAAGCCACUGUGAUGCCUCAAAAGCAGGUUGCUAAAGAAGAGGUGAAUGGAGAGGAGUCUGUCAAUGCAAAUGAUUUUAUUACAAGAAGUGUGGAGCUGGCAGUUAUAGGUAAUGAGUACGCCGGCUCAGGAAACAUGGAGAUGGCUGUGAAAUAUUUUACCGAUGCUAUAAAGCACAACCCUAAAGAGUAUAAGUUAUUUGGAAAUCGUUCUUACUGCUAUGAAAAGAUGCUUCAGUAUGAGAAAUCUUUAACCGAUGCUGAAAUUGCUCUUUCUAUGAACCCUAAAUGGAUUAAAGGGCUUUACAGAAAAGGCAGAGCAUUGGUUGGACUAAAGAGAUAUAAUGAAGCCAGACUUACAUUUGGUGAAGUUUUAAAACUGGACAGCUCUUGUAAAGAUGCGGCUGAGGAGAUUAUGAGAGUGCAGCUCAUGCAACUUAUGGAAAUGGGAUUCACCAAAGAACAGAGUUCAAAUGCGCUUAUAAUCCAUGGAACUGUAGAAAGAGCCCUAGAAAGUCUGUCUGGACUAUCAGGUUUAGCCCCUGUCCUUGUGCCCAAAGAAAACGAGUUUAAAUCAGUACAGUACAAACACCCUCAACCUCCAGCUAAAUUCCCUCUCAUGCCUCUUCCUCAAAACCAGCCUCGACCCAGCAUGCCAACCGCUGCUCCACUUCCCCCUCAUUCCCCAGAGCUGUUCCCCAUCUGGGUCGGAGACUUGGUGAGUUCUAUAACCGGGAGCAAGCUUUAUGACCUAUUCAAAUCUGUUGGGAAUAUCCAUAAUGUAAGAGUGUUGCCUGACAGAUACUGCGCAUUUGUUAACUACACCAGCAAGGACAGCUGUGAGAAAGCCAUACAAAUGUUCAAUGGUCAUGCCAUUGAUGGGACAACUCUAGUAGUGCGUUAUCCAGAUAGAAUUCACACUCGUCUCGGAAUGUCUAGAGAUGCUUCAACUGAGUCCUCAGGAAAGAAUGGCAAACAGCCUAAUGAAUGUUAUUUUUGGAGGAUGUAUGGCUGUAAGAAUGAACGCUGCACCUUCAAGCAUAUUCCAGAAAACAAGGGCAUCGAUCGACCUAAAGCCAAACCACACACCUGACUCUCUGCAUAAUGUCAGAGAUUUAAACACCGUCAAAUCACUAGAAUUAGUUGGAUUUAGUAAAUGUUUCAAAUGCAUAAAACUUUGGCGCAUGGUGUUUUGGUCAUUUAGCUGCAUUUCAUAUCCUUUUUUUUCCUUUUAAAAAAAAAGUCUUAAUAUCUGCAUAGGCGAAGAGAGUUUCAAGUUAGGAUGAACAGGUAUGAUGGCUUAAGUUUAAUUCACUUUUAUUUUCUUUAUAAUUCUCCCACAGAUUAAUACAUGUACAUUUUUAAGUCAGUUAUUGGUUUUAGUUGCUGGCUUUGCGAAAUUGUGACAUGAUGCUUUAUAUUAAAUAUAAGCGAUCAAAAAGUUGAAUGAUUGGUCACCGCAGAGGUUUAAUUUUAUUUUUUUUAAGUUUUCUGAAAAGUAUUUCCCUUAAUGAUGGCAUUGUCUGAGGGUUUUAAACCGUAAGUAUCAUUACACUGGUUUUAUUUGACUUCUGACCUGCAGGAUUUAACCUGCCUCAGUAAAAGCUGAACUGUUAAAAUGUCGGAUUCAAUUUAAGAUCGGUCUCGUGCCACUUCUGCUGUAGGAAUGACCUGCAGUACACAGUAUCAUACCGUAUUAGUUAGGCUGGAAAAUGAAAGCUUUCAGUUGUAAUUGAUUUUCAUUGUUAUGCCUGUAAAGCACUACAAAAUUGUUCUCUGUGCUACAAUAAAAGGUGACCUGUGACAUCUGCUA